Molecule: messenger RNA, 4350 nt
Organism: Chrysochloris asiatica (Cape golden mole)
Lineage: Eukaryota; Metazoa; Chordata; Mammalia; Afrosoricida; Chrysochloridae
Gene: SPATA31A6
Product: SPATA31 subfamily A, member 6
Exons: 6
Coding region: 1-4350 (1449 amino acids)
Source: RefSeq, a predicted model, not a curated record
AUGGAGAAUAAUUACCUCUUUCCUCUGAAAAGUUUUAGUGCUACCUGGAUGAGCUCUAGCUCUACUUUCUGGGUAGUUGAAAUAGUCCUGGGCUUCCUGUGUGGAGUGGGACUCUUCUUCCUGUUAUUCCCCUACCUCCAGAGUAAUCCACCCUUACCACCUCCUAAGAAAAAUAUAAACAUCAAAAAGCCUCAAGUGGAGACGAGGAGGGUCAGGAAGAGAAACAAAAGUAAAGCUGUGAAAGCUUGUAGAAGUUGCCUGAAAGAAUUACAUGAAACUGGGAGCCUGAUUUCACAGCUGCAAAACUACCUGGGAGAGCUCCCUGACAAGGGCAGCUUUCAUCAGCCAUCAUGUCAAGAUGCCUCUGAUGGGGUGCAUAAAAGAGUGCCUGCUGAAGCCCAUCAGCCAUGUGCGGAGCCCUCAGAAGGCGUUGCUUCCUUGGUGUCUGUGAUUCCACAACUGCAAAAUUGCCUGGGAGAGCUCCCUGACAAGGGCAGCUUUCAUCAGCCAUCAUGUCAAGAUGCCUCUGAUGGGGUGCAUAAAAGAGUGCCUGCUGAAGCCCAUCAGCCAUGUGCGGAGCCCUCAGAAGGUGUUGCUUCCUUGGUGUCUGUGGUACCCCCUUCCUCUUCUGCAGUUCCUCUAACACAGCCUGCUCAACCUCUGCCCUCUGCCCUUUCACGGGCCCUGAUGAACCCCUCCAUUUCUGAUCUUUCACCCCCACCACUUGCUCUUCCCCCACCACACCUCCCUGGUUCAUUUGCCUGUCUUCAACCUCCAGUCCUCUCUACUUCACCACUUCCAGAUGCCACUUUGACCCUUUCUCAUCGUGAUUCAAUGGCUAUGAUGCACCCCUUGAGCCCUCUUGCAAAGAAGCCCUUUCCAGAUGACUGCUGGUUUGCUGGUACUACCUCAAUGAUCACAGGCCUUGACCCCUCAAGCUGUCCCAAUUCGACCCUCUCCUGGUGGCAGGUGGCUGCCAAAACCUUGGGCCUUUCCACCAUGAAAUAUUGUGAGUCCCAGCAAGAGCAUACUUCCUGCCAUGAACAAGAAGCUGCUUUCUGGGGAGGCCAUGCAGACAGGAACUUAGAGACUGUAAACCCCAUUUUCCCCAACCCAGAAGUCCAGAAACUCCUGGAAAUACAAGUCACAAAGAAAGUCAAGUUCAAGAUUUGGGAGGAAAAAGACCAAGAUGAGUCAUUUCCAAAUCAAAUGAGCUCAGGCUCUCACUUGAAUUCUUUGAGUACUAUAUUAAAAUCACUGGGCGAUGAGCAGGACACUACAGACUCCCAACCCACCUGGAGCACCAAAGGCAAACCACAGCAGCUGCUUUCAUAUCAAAAAACCUUACAGAACCACCUACAACAGAAAUGCAGCCAGCUCUUCUGGGGUCUCCCUUUCCUGCAUAGCGAGUCCUUGGUGGCUACUGUCAGGGUCUCCGGUUCCACACUGGAGCACCCCUCUAUUUUAUUCAAUGCAGUCCCUAAUACCUUACCAAUUCAAAUGCAGACUAAAGUAUCUCCUUGCAAGCCCCAGUCCUUGCCACACCCUGUGGCCCAAAUUCAACCUUUGAUUUUAACCGUAUCCCAAUGCCAGGCCCCACCUCUGGCUCAGGGUCAAAUCCAAGCUCAUCUCCCAUCCUCACUCCCAGGCCUACCUCCUUCUUUACCCCAGUUUAGGACCUGUGGAGUAUCUUGCCCUACAACCCAGAAUGAGGCACAAUCUCUCAUUUCUAGUGAAAUUCAAUGCCUGCAACAGCCCUUAUUGCAUAAACAAUUAGAAAGUGGGACGGCUUUAUCAUCUGUGGCCAAAAGAUCUCAGGAAACCUUUCAUCCUGUAAGUCCCAGCCUUCUCCAAGUUAGUUCGGCCUUCCAGGCCCACAAGUCAGACUCUAUCCUUCCUGGGGAUUGUAUCAGGCCUGAGCUCCGGAAGCAACUGGAGCAACACCUUCGGAAAAGGCUCAUGCAUCACAAAUGGGGUCUGCCCAUCAGUAUCCAGGGGUUUCUAGAACAGCCUCAAGUGAAAUUACCAAGGACACGCCAGGCAAAGGACCAGGAUGGACCUUCAUGGACCUCGGUACAUACAGGUGAAAGCAUCAAGGAUGUAGAGAAGAUGAGAUCCAUGCACCCGGGAAGAUCUAAACACUCAGGAAGUUUCCAUGUGCGUGGCCUGGCAAAUUUCCAGCGAGGUAGGGAUCUGGGGAAAGAUCUGGGGAAGGUCCCAAAAUAUGAUAUACCCCAGAGUUCAGAAAAUGCUCCAGAGAAGGUUCUGGAAGCAGACUGUAAAAAGGAAUCAAAAAAUGAUUUGCUAAAGUACGCAGAGAGUAACUCAGAAAAUUGUGCUUUAAUGGUGCCCCACAGGAAACAACUAGAAAACACCCUGAAAGUCCACUUGAGCAACAAGUUGGGGCAGAUUGUCAAGGAUUGCAUCCCUGUGAGUGUACAUCACUCUUGGCUUUCUGUCAACCAUACUUUGCCUAAGUCUGACACUUACACAAAAACUCAAAAUGUGGUGUCAUCAGAGAGUCAGGCAUACAGUGUAAACAGCAUCCAGGAAAUUUCCUUUUUCAGUCCAGACACUAGACAGGUUCUGGAAGCACAUAUUGUAAAGUAUCAAGUGAAGCACAGAUGGAGUCUACCACUCAAAGUCCUUAAGACUAUAAAUUUUUUUAAGGCAAGAAAGGACAAGUCAUUACUAUUGCUGCAGUCUACAUUUCAAUCUUCAGUCACCCAUGAAUCUUGGACUGACUCAAGAGCUGAAGCUGCCAAGUUCAAGGAAGAAAACCUUCAAGCAAGCUGUGAAGAGAGGAUGACAGCAAAAAAAUCAGUGCCCACCUCGGAGAGUCAUCUCCCUGCCUCCUUACCUGCAGAACCUACUGCAAGUCAGUCAAUGACCAGGAAGGACCCAAAGGAAGAAAUUUUGCGAUGUACCUCAGAAGGUUGUCGCCCUAGUGUAGCAAUGUUAAAGAAGGCCUUUGAAUCCCUAUCUUCAAGGGCUGAAGAAACCAGAGGCUCAUUAGUAGCUAAGAAGUCCUCUGUACUACAGGACAGAGACAUCUUGAGAACCAGUGUACUAGCAAAAUCUCAAAACAUAAAUGUGGAUCUGACGGGCUUAGGGGCUUCAAGGACCAGUAAAAGGCCCCUAGCUCCUAGAAUGUCUGUUCAAGGUCCAGGAGACGCUUGUUUGAAAUCACAGGCGGUUAGUGAAUUUGAGUUCAAAAUGGAGUCAAAGCCAGAGAACCAGUCUCAAUGCUGUCCCACAGAAAUGCCUCUGCAAGACUAUGCCAGUGAGGUUCUCCUCGCUGCAGAUAACUUGGUUUGUCAGAUCUCUCAAUCACGUCCCCAGAGUAUGUCCAGUGGGAACUUGCCAGUUUCCCAGGUACUGUAUGACAUCAAGGCAGACAAAAGGAUUGCCCUGAGGCAGGAGGAAGAGUCCAAGAUCCCAUGCCUUCAGGACUCCUGGAAGAGCCAGAGCAAGAUAUUUACCGGCAGUGACAACCAAAAAGAAUAUAGAAGGCCCAAACCAGGAGAAUGUAAAGAAAGGUUGGCAGGAUUGGAGGUCUCCCAAGUUAGUGGGAUAAGUCAGCUUUCCCAGGCCAAAGGAAAAGAAGACGACAUGGGAAUCAUGUCCUCUGAGCUCCCACCAGAGAAGGAACAGGCUCCUCCAGAAAACCAUUUCAGAAAAAGGAUGAAGGACUUUCUUCAGUGGAUUUUCCCUGACCAUAAAGAUAAAGGGCAGGAUGAUCUUCUACAAAAAGCAAAGUCUGUGCCAGCCUCUUCUCAGAGUCACGGGACAGUCAAAAGCAGAUUGAUCUUUACUGACAGGGGGACUACUGAGGCUCAGGAGCUCAUGACAACUGUUGGCCAAAUUCUAGAGGAGAAAAUGGCAUUUCAGGACAGACUUGAUGAGUCAAAAUUAAGUCAACAGGAAGAGGAAACCCAAGGAAGCCAGGCCUUGGUUGGUGGGUAUUCCUGUUGCCACAGGACUCCUUUCUACUCAGAGCACAGAAGAGUGAUAAAUGAUACAGCCUCUGAUCACCAAGCUACCCCUGAGAGCCAGAGUUGUUCUAUGAGGGAAAAGCAGAACAGAGACGGCCAUUCCUUGAAAAUGAGAUUAAGUAAUGAGAAGCAGCUUUGCUUGAGGCAUUCCAUGUUAUUUUCCACCAGGGAGUCCAUGUCCCCAGUCAGUUCUCAACAGCAUGAGCCAUGGAUGAGGGGUGCCUCAGGCUGCCCUCAUCACUGCCCACGGCACUGUCUUCGGGAAUGUGUCUUCUCAGGUCAACUAGAACCUGCAUCGGCAGCUGCCCUUAGUAUGAAAACUAACCAAGAAAAUACUCAGUCCAUGCCAGAUUAG